This is a messenger RNA of Gaeumannomyces tritici R3-111a-1, 654 nucleotides long. RefSeq lists its product as hypothetical. The coding region runs from base 1 to 654 and encodes 217 amino acids. The transcript has 3 exons. The record is from RefSeq and is a predicted model, not a curated record. Lineage: Eukaryota; Fungi; Ascomycota; Sordariomycetes; Magnaporthales; Magnaporthaceae.
AUGCACCCCACCGAUCUUUUCGCCACGCUCCACGCCUACUACAACCCAGAACCUGACCCAUCCAAGCCCCCGGCGCGCUCAUCGUCGACGCCCGCGACUUCGUGCGCGACAAGCGUGAGAGAGAGAGAGAGGCGCGAGCACAGGCUAUGCGACAAGAGAGCGGCGGGCCGGAACAAGACGCCGAAGUCCCUCCUCGGUGGCGUCGCGAGCACCGUGCCCGCCCAGGCCCCCGUAGCCGCCGACCAAAGGAGCUACGAAAAGCCCGCCCCUGCCCCCGCUACCGACGCCGCCGCUAAAACAGCAGCCACGUCCUGGCGGCCGAGGCCGCCCUCGCCCUCAUUAACGUCGCCGAGCCCGCCCCGUAAGCGGGGGAAGAUGGACGGGGAAGAAGCGCAGCCCGAGGUUCCCGCUGCUGAGACCGUGCCGCCCGCAAACCACAAGAGAAGGCACAGCGUCACGAGCUCGGGGACGGACGUGGGGGAGGAUGACGGCGGCGCGGCGUCUGGCUAUACGAGUGCGUUGAGGAAGAGGGCGCGUACUAAGGAGGGUAGGACGGCGCGGAGGACGGACAGCCUCGUGGUGGCAGGAGACUUUGAGAUGUUGGUCCUGGUGCUGAUACCGAGCCCAAUGGGUCGGGCGGAUACGUUGAAGUAA